GUCCAGAUAUACGCAGGUGGUGCCUUGCGCACUUCACGACACGGCAGUUAUACACUGGGGAGACGGCCCAGCUGCAAGCGCUUGAGUUGAACGCGCUCUCCUGGAGCAUGCGCUGAUCUGGAAUCCUGCCUUCAACAAUGUUUGGCAUCCCCAAGAGACCGUUUGCUCCCCCCGCCGAUACUCCUGGUCCUGGUGCAUAUGACGUACAGUCGAGCCUUUUAAACGGGGACAAGCACAAACACUAUGGCUUUCUAAAUAAGGCAGAGCGGUUUAAGGCCCUUAAAGCAGAGGAGCAACUCGAACAAGAUGAAGACGGCACCGUUGAUCUAUCAUUUGUAAAGCCGGCCGUGCCUACCCGAGUUUCUAGAGUUAAUGGAGAGGAUCCGCAAAAGUUGAGAAAAGAGAUCGAAAAAUGGCAAGAUCAAUAUUAUCGGCAAGUGGCCAUCAAUGACAAGCAACGGCAGGAGCUAGAGGAGCGUAUCGCCCGCACUGAUGCUCAACUGCAGAACUCUGUUAAGGAGAAGAACGCGUUGCAAUCUCUCAGCACUGCCAAAGAUAAAGAAUUGGCAGAUUUGCUUCGAAAACAUGCACUACUAAAGCAAAGUUUAGAGAAGUCCGAAAAGCAAUCCUUUGCACAGCAGGACCGAGCCUCGAAGGCGGUCGCACUGCAAAAGAAAAUUGAGGACCUUCAAAAGCAGAAUGAUCGGCUUAAUGAGAGGCUCAAACCCCUCUCUUUAGCAGACAGACAAUAUGCGAAAGAAAAAGAAUCUUUCAGCAGGCAAUUGCAAGAAUCGAGAGAGCUAAUAAAAAGCGCUGUUCAGGAGAAAGAAGAAGCUCUCUCAGUGCAGCACGAUCUUGAAAUGCGUCUUCAGGACUUUGAGGCACAGCAGCACAAACUUAUGCAAGAAGCUCAAAUCGCCCAAAAUGCAGCAUCAGAAGAGUACCAGAAGAUCAAAAAGACCUUGCUGAUGAUGACGGACGAACUCAGAGCUGCUCAGCUGGAGCUUCAGCAAACUAAAAGCGCGAGGGAUGAAUCCCUCAAGAAAACACGGCAGAUCACUGAAAAGAAUGCGGAAUUGGAAGUUGCCAACCGGGACGCUAUCACUAGCCAUCAUGCUCAGCAAGAGGCUUACCUUGUGCGGAUAACUGAAUUAGAGGGUAAACUGGAGGAGCAACGGAAGCUCUCAUCGCAACAGGAGCAGUUCCUCACAGCCACCAUUGCUGACUUGGAAGGGAAAGAAGAACAUCACCGGCUGCAACUGGAGAUGGCAGAGUCCGCCGUCAUGAAAUUGAAGAGUGACCUAAGCCGUAGUCAGAGCGAGCGCGACAACGAAAGAGAGAAUAUGGAAUCGAUUAUGGCUUCUCUUAAAAAGUCGUAUCAAGAUCUAAAUACCACUUAUCAACAGUUGAUGGUAGAAAACCACGAGGAGAUUUCUCGUUACCAGAAAUCGGUCAAUACUUUGAAGAAGGAGCUGCAAGAGCAAGCGGAGGAACGCGCUCGAAUCCAACUCACCUUGGAUCGUUCCACAGGGACAAUUCAGGACCUCCAAACUGAAAUGGGGAGAUUGCAUGGGAGACUGCAGGAUACUGAUGCAGAAUUCGCGGAUCUCAAAACUGAGCAUAUGAGAACUCUCUCCAAGCAGCAAGAGCGCCAAGCUAUUAUAGAUGAGCUGAAGUCCACUAUUGACAGAGUUGAAAAGCAGCUCCGCGACAAAGAGAGAGACAUGCAGUUGAUGGAGGCAGAAUUACGCCGGCAUCAGAGCGAUCUGGAACACCUUACAGAUAAUAUUGAUGGGAAAGAAGCGGAUUUGUCGCAAACGCAGACACAGCUGCAUGACAUGCGUAACGCUAAUCUCGAGCUGAAAAAACAGUUGGAGCAAGCGGAUGUCCGCAUUGCAACAUUUGCGGCUAAAAUUGAAGAACAGGAGAGGGACGCGCGAGACAAUGAACGCCGAUCUACGGAGCUCCAGAAUAUGAAUGCUGAUUUACGGAAAGACAUUGCAUUCGCUAAGGAGGAAAUAGACAUGCUAAAAGAGCAUGUCAGCGGUACUACUGGUGAAUUGGAAGUCCUCAGGAUGGAGCUCCGGAAUCGGGAGUCCGAAGUCGAGGAGCUUGUUUCAAUAAAAAAUGCGAUGGGUGAUGAAUUGUCGGAAUUGAGGGAGUCCUUGUCACAGGCAGAGAAGCAAAGCAAAGCAGACAUCGCUGCUCUCAGUAAUGAUGUCAAGACUCGUGAUGCAACCAUCAUCAACCUGCAGGAUCAGCUUCGGGACUUGACCGAUGCCGCAUCUCGAGACCAGGAAACAAUACAAGACUUGCGGGAAAUGGUCAGAUCAAAGACGGAAGAGAUCAUGACCGGCACCGCUUCAUACCAAGCGAUCCUUGAGCAGGAACGUAUCGCCGCUGCGGAACAACAGGAAAGAGCAGAGAGAAAGAUCGGCAGUUUGAUGGACAAUAUAUCGUCUCUUAAAGCUGAACUCCAAUGUACCACGAGUGAGCUGACGACGGUCCAAGAGCUACUCUCUGACACUCAAACCACACUUACGCAGAGAUCUGCUACCUUGGGCGAAAGAGAGACGCAUAUCGAGGAGCUCGUGCGGCAGCUGCAGACUGACAAAGAGGAGGCGAACGAGGAAAGACGACAACACGCGCAGUUGUUGGAUAGUCUUAGGAAGCAAAGGGAAGCAGAAGGGGAACGCUGGCAAGCGCAGGCUGCGGAAAUGUCGACAACGCUAACAGAACGUGAAGAGACCAUCCGGCGGUUGGAACACGACCAUCGGCUCCUACAGCAGGACUUGGAGAAAGAGCGCGAUGCCCAUGCACGAGAGGCAAAAGAGCUUAUAGAUGAGCGCGACAAUUUGAGGAGCGAACUCGAGAUGGAGAUAGCCAGCUUGCAAAAGGCAUUGGAGGAAGCGAACAGGGAAUCGCUGCAAUUGAAAACAAUUAUGCAAGAGCUUCGCGCUGCCCAUUCUGCCGAGAUCGGUCGUAUCAAAUCCGAAAUGAAAGCUCAGGAAGCAAGCUUUGCAGAGAAGAUGGAUGAGACGCGCACCAUUCACGAGGCUGAGCGUGCCAAAUUGAAAGGAGAGCUUUUGGACACCACUAAUGCGUUGGUGAAACUAAAUGCAGUGCUGGAGGACGAGCAAAGCAAAUCCGCUUCUGUCAUAAACAGCCUGAAAAUGGACUUGGCAAACCAAGCAAGCGAGCACGACCGGGAAUCGGAGCAGAUGAAGAAGAAACAUGACGAGGACUUGAAGUUGGCAUCCGCCUCCCUUGCCAAAUUGCAGCAGGAAUUGGAGGAACAGCGCGCUGCAUCGUCCAGUGAUAUCGCGUGUCUAACCGCCAAAGUGGAAGCCCAACAGUUGGAACUGGAAAGAAAACUUCGUGAGGCCGAGGUACAAUACGACGCGUGCAAAGCAGCUUUGGAAAAAGAGUUGGACGCUGAAAAGGCACUGGUCGCUCAGUUGAAGGAAGAUCUCGGGAAGGAGCAAGAAGCCCGUCUUGAUGAGAGUCAGCGUAAGACAAGAGAGAUUGAAGCACUAAAAAGCGAACAUGACUGUAUUCUGCAGCGGACGCACGAGAACCACGAGCUGGCUCUAAAGAAAGUUCAAGAGCAGGCGGAUGAAUCAGUCAGUAACUUGACAGCCGCGUUGGAAGAGCAGAGCAACAACCAUGACGCAGAAAAACAGCAUUUAAGAAAUGACUUUGAAGCAAAGCUGCAGGGCAUCCAAAUGGGACAUAUGACCGACGUGGCGCGUCUUACAUCCGAGAUAGCCACACUUAGCGAAGCAAAGCGAGCGGCGGAGACUGAAACACAGCUCAUGAGGGUUAAAGUAAAAGAUAUUGAAGAGCGCUUGCAGGAAGGCACUACAAGAAUUGAGGAACUGGAGAAGAGUUUGGAGCAACGACGCACUGAGGUCGAUCGCGAGCGAGAAGCGAAGCAGGAAGCUGAAAGCCGAUCCGCUGAAAUUGCGAAAGAGCUGGAAAUGGAGCGGAAUACUCGGGGAGCGGCCAUCAGAAAUAGCCUAAAGGAAGUGGCCGCCCUAAAGGCUGAGUUGACCGAAACCCGAAAUGCACUCUCUGUUACAGAACUGAAGAAAGCCAACGAGUUGUCUACCAAAGAUGUUCAAUUGCGGAAAUUGCAAAAUGAUUUGAGAUCAAGGAUAAACGAGAUCAGCGAGAUUAAGAACCAAGCAAAAUCAGCUGUAGCGAGCGCAAAGAAGGACGCGGAAAAGGCCCGGGAAGAACUCAGUAAGGUGGUUGAGGAAAGACACAGAUGGACGGACAUGGAAAAGGAACUAAGAGAAGUCGAAAAGGCGAGGGAGAGAGAGAAUUUGGAGCUUACAGAAAGACUGAAAGACAUGGAAGAGGUGCUCGGCAACGUAACUGAGCAGAAUGACAGGCUCAAAGUACUCCUUGAAGAUGAGGAGCGUCGGCGUAACGAGAUGGAGGCAAGUCAUCAGUCUCAAUUGGACCUCCUGAAAACGCGCGGACAGUUGAAGGAAAACGAAGUGAAGAAACUUGGGGAGCUCAACGCGGAGUUGUUUGGCCAUGCGAACACGAAGCAGAAGAUUAGACAUGUCGCUCAAUUGAAAGAGGAGAACGUGAAAUUGAAAACGGACAAUGUAUCCUUAUCACGACGUUGUGAGGAUAUGAAGCGUAAAAUCAUGAACUUGGAGCGAGAGGUAGAAUCCUUUAGAGCGAUUGGUGCAGUUGGUGGCGGUGGCCACCCACGUAAACUGUCGCGCGUCGGCCGGUCUGUGUUGGCCAAGCGCCAAGAUCCAGAAACAUUGGGGAACUUCACGCUAGCUGGCGAGAGUAUCGAAGAGACGGAAGAGGAUAUUGGCGAGAACAAGGAAAAUACUGUAAAUUUCGCUAGUGGGGGAAUCAGUUUCGUUGUAUAGGAGCAAGUGGAAAUUGGGGUGUAGCUGCGUCUUCCAUUGGUUUUGUAUUUAGAGUGUUUUGUUUUAAUUAUCCAAUAAACUCUGGGCCUGCGGGUUGUCGAAAUGUAAUAGACUAUUG
This is a messenger RNA of Spizellomyces punctatus DAOM BR117, 5016 nucleotides long. RefSeq lists its product as uncharacterized. NCBI's taxonomy places the organism in Eukaryota, Fungi, Chytridiomycota, Chytridiomycetes, Spizellomycetales, Spizellomycetaceae. The transcript is spliced from 7 exons. Bases 138 to 4898 code for a protein of 1586 amino acids. The record is from RefSeq and is a predicted model, not a curated record.